AGGUGAGACAGUAGAGAUAUACAUGGAAUUCAGGCUGUGGAUGUGUUCCCCUCCCUUUUUCUAAAUUUUGGCAUUGUUGUCGUUCUUCUUCUGGUUGUGAGGUUGAUCCGUCUCCCUUCCGUGAAAUUUCGCGGCUCAUUGUAGGUUGUUGUAGGAAACGGAGAUGGCAUUAUCCGGCCUGCGAUAGAUACACAGUAACCACACCAAUCACCAUUCAAGAACUUAUUUCUACGUUUGAAGUUUUAUUGGGUGAGAAAACGUACUUCUAGGAUCAGACCUUCUUGAAGUUACUGUUUGAUUUUUUGUUGCCUUUCCUUGACGGUCAUGAUCUAGGCAAAUUCAUCAUUUCUAUUUCACGAAUUCGCUUUUGCUGAAUGACAAAAGCUUGCUUCUUUUUCCCUUUUUCCGGUCGUUGAUGCAAGUUCAUGCUAAAGAGGGUUCCCUUUCUUCUUCUGUCGCUCCUCGGGUGAAGUCGCAAACAAAUGGCAAUCCCUUGAAAAUUGAAGAUCCCUUCAAAAGGCCGCACCAAGGAGCAACAAGAGAAACAAGAACUUCAUCACAUUUAUUUUUGAAGAAUCUCCGUGGUUCAAUAGUAGAUUGUGGCAGAGCAGCACGUAAGAAGCAGGAGCAAGAUGGCAUACGGGGCAGCGCUUCUGUGAGCGCUCGCGUACCACUAGCAGGUGCACUGGAGCAGAAAGAACGACAAGUCCUCCUCCAAGAAAGAGAAGAAGUGGCCAUCUGCAGUGACGUUCUGGGGACUAGAGGAACGUCCGAUACGUGCAAGAAGGAGCACCAAAAGGACAACGUUGUUGGGGAGGCAGGAGCAUCUCGUGGAAAUCAGGCGGAAGUAGGCUCAAAGCAGGGGCAGCAGCAAGACGAGCAGCGAGUACCCUUCCUACCUGCAAUUCACCGAACAGCUUGGCACUGUUCUACUACGCAAAUCCGACCAGCGUCCUCAACAAAGUCACUAGGCUUAUGAAGGGUUGAAAUAAUGAUCAAAAUUGCCAAGACCAACCAUGGAUGUAUCAAUUCCAAUUCUAGCAAAUGCAUUGUAUGUCUACAACUUCUUUAAUUUGUGUCUUCUUAUCUAGAAGGUAGCAGCGAGACUUCAUGAAGAAUGUUCGUCUCAAGUAGAGAUGAAGAGCAAUGAGUCUCAAUGUAGUUUUACCCUCUAAUACUGCCGCCUCAACAAGACAAGAAAAAGAUGGCGUCAUCACAACCUCCAUCGCAACCCCCGCUGGAUCCCGGCACCGUCAUCCUACAGCGGUAUAACAAAAUUGUCGCACUUUGCGAACUUUUUUUUGUGAUACCUACUAACUUUGUGUCUUUUUCUUCGAGCCGCAAUUAUGCUUCCUCUUCCAAGAUUUUCUUGUCUAUUAAACCAAUUAACACUGUCACCACGACUGUAUGUUGUAGUAUGUUUCAUUACAAUUAUGACAUGUGCAUAUCCAUAUUGUCACGGAUUAGUCUCAUCACAUGAUACAGGUAUGGUAUACACGAUAUCAAUUUUUCCACUUUUUUCUGCUUUUACCAGGUUUCGGAUUGAGAAAAAGAUCGGGGCAGGGUCAUUCGGCGAGAUAUAUGUCGCGUACGACACACAAAAGCACGUCAGUGUUGCUGUAAAGACGGAGUCACGAACAACGCGGCACCCACAAAUUCACUACGAGGCUAAGAUUUACAAGCUACUCAGGGGAGGCAAAGGUAGAUUGUUGUAGUUGCAGCAUUUACUUGGACUUGGAAAGUCAGUUACAGGGGCUCUAGCUUUGUUUUCGUGAAAGAACUGCAACUUCAUGUUCAUCUUCGAACCUUGCAAGUAGCGUUUCUUUUCAAUUUGGACACAUGUGUUUCGAAAAUUUCGCCUAAGUCACGGAAUGAUGAAUCAACUAAAAUUUCCUCAGGUAUCCCGACAAUGCACUGGUAUGGCACUGAGGGGAACUACAACAUUCUAGUCCUGGAUCUCCUGGGACCAUCACUUGAGGACAUAUUCACCCACUACAGAAGGCGACUCUCAAUGAAAUGCGUUCUCAUGCUUGCCGACCAGAUGUUGGAUCGGGUAACAACUCUCUCUCUCUAGCUCAGUAGAUUUGGUAGGUCAGAUCGGUGACAAUAGAAAUGACACCUAGCUCAGUCUCUUUUCUGUAAUUACCGGCCUGAAAAUAUGACUUUCCUCUGCAAUCUCUUCGACCCAUCAGAUCGAGUACUUACACAAGAAGAACUACAUUCACCGAGACAUCAAGCCGGACAACUUCGUUUACCAUCAAGACUGCAUCUACCUCAUUGAUUAUGGCCUAGCGAAAAAAUAUCGGGACCCGAAGACCCACGAGCAUAUACCAAUGAAAACGGGUAUUGCUAUUUCACUCUGCUGUUUCUUAUCUUCAGAAGGUUUCUGAGAAGAUGCAGUGUUGAUCUGUGCUUGUGUUGCCCGCAAGUUUUUUCCUAGAUUCUUCGUACGUUUUAUUUCUGUUACCGAUUUGGAGCUCGUAAUGUUGAAGACAUAAUUUUAUGCGCAAAUAUGUAUUUUAUCGGUUCAGGUAAAAACCUAACGGGUACUGCGAGAUAUGUGUCGAUAAACACGCACUUAGGCGUGGAACCGAGUAGACGAGACGAUCUCGAGUCCCUGUGCUAUGUCUGGGUAUACUUUUUACACGACGCGUCAUUUGUAUCAUGAGUAUGGGAUGUAAUGAGCAAAAGAAGAAUCGAUUAUUUUGGUCAGCUUAAUAGAGUAAUCUCCUCCUAACACAUACUCUGAUCAUUGAUUCACUCAUUCAAAGGUAAAUUGUGACUUGGACUUCUUUCAGUUUUUGUAGAGUCAAGCACAAAAAAUAUAAUUAAUUCAAAUUCCUUCAGUUAUAUUUUCUGCGGGGCUCAUUGCCGUGGCAGGGUCAAAAAGGGUCGAAGAAGGAGAAAUAUCAGAAGAUUAUGACACUGAAAAUGGAGACGAGUAUAGACGAUCUCAUCGGGACAGGCCCUAGCAAGAGCGACAAGGCGUCUCUAAGGACGAGUACUAACUUUUUAAUUAACUGCGUAGUCAAAGACGAUAGUCUUGCAGCAUUGAUAGGAUAUAUAUGCAUGAUGACCACAGACAUGAUUUUGCAUCGUUGUACCUAGUAGGACCAAUUAUAAUUGCAAACUGUAGUUUCACGAGGACACGACGAAUUAUUUUCAGGUACGCCAUCGAUGAACCCGCAGUACGAUUUUAACUCGACUUGUUCAACAAACACGUCAUUAUCGGGUGAUGUCGAGAAUUACUGGCUAGCAACAGGCACGAAGUUUAGCCGUCCCUUGCCGCAAGAGUUCAAGUUCUAUUUGCAGUACUGUCGCUCGCUGCGUUUUACGGACACGCCAGACUAUGGGUAUUCCUUUUAUGUUCGACUACAGGUCUAACAAGUUCCAUAAACCGUUGUUCGACAGCUUCUCAAGAGUGAGUCCUCUAGAUGACCCUAUGACUAUACAGUAGCAGGAAGGUUAAUCCUCAAAUGAUAUUUGAUUGCCUGAUUGAUAUAGUACAUAUGCCUACCCCGCAGGUACUUGCGACGAUUGAUCAAAGACGUCUUUUAUCGUGAGGGGUAUAGCUACGAUCGACUCUUUGACUGGAUCACCAUGCCGAGCAAGUUCCAGUAUGCGCCGCAGAUCUCGCAGUUUCAGUCGCAGGUGUUUGCAAAACCGAGCUAGCGCCACCCAUAGUGAAUGAAUUUCUACUUUGCUUCUCGGCCUAAUGCCGCCUGAUUUACUUAUUAUAUAUUUAGAAGUUGUACUAUCGCAUUUUUCGCAAUAUCUCUUAUUAUUAUCUAUCAUUUUUCUAUUUCUUCGAGAAUAUUUCAACUUCGACAUACUAAAUAAUUCCAUGGUAUUUUCUUUCAAGAACAUAAGUAAAAAAGUAUCUGAUUAAAACUGGUGGUUUGGAGAGGCUUCGAACUCGGAAGCGUAGGCGGAGGAGAUCCCGCGGCUUGCAGUGGUGAAAGAAGUGGGAGUGGAAGAAGUUGCAGUUGAAUAGAAUCAUGUUGUACAGACCAAGAAGCAGUUUCAAAGCAGCCGCAGAGUGCUGAAUAUCGUUAUCCUAACAAAUCAUCAUGAUGACAGUUAAAGUUUACGCAUUGCGCACACAGAGAAAAGAUGGUAGAUUGCAACAAUUUGCAAAAAAACCUGCUGAUCUAGUUGUCCUAGUCGUUAUCAAAAAUCAAAAGUGAAUAAUUACUAAAAAGGAACAAGUACUAUUAUUCUUGCCAGAUUUAUUUACAUCACAAAUGCAGAUACGGACGGGGCGCCGCAUAGAGCGGGCGUAUUUGAUCAAAUUAACUGUUACACCUUAUCAGAUUUUUGUUGCACAGACGUCAUCAGACCGAAGAUAAAUAAGAAGGCAUGGACACUCAAGCGCACAGAUGAUAAUUCAUUGUAUAGCUAGAUUGAUUUUACGCGAGUUUGAAGUAGCAGUUUUUUAGACACAAUUUCGUGCAUGCGUUGCUUGCAAGCGAGUGGAACAAUUCGUGUAGAUAUCAUUCUGAGGUGGAAUCGAUCCACAACUCUUGUAGUUAUAAUGAAUAGAUAAUAAUUCGUGGUAGAUAGUCCACUUUGGUGGUACGUCUACUACUGCUGAUUUUUUUUCGUUGUGGUAUGUUUUGUUGUUGCAGAAGCUUCUCCUAUGGCUGACAAUUUGAAUUAAUUUUUUGCUAUGUCAAGGAACAAACCUUCCCUGUCGUUGCAGUUGUUCACCGUAAUUGAUUAUCUGAGUUUAAAAUGUUGAUGUCAACUUGACAUCAUUGUCAGUCACUAUCGGAUGGUAGGCCCCAACCUAACCUAUCAUUGUCAGUCAUUAGGAAAACAAUUGGCUUUCUUUUGGAAUUAACUUUCUCGUCGGAGGCAGGUCGGUGUUUUCGGGGCUACCAUUUUCAGAUCAUGAGCUUACUUAGAUGGGUAGAUGGUGAGGUUACUUGCUAGUUAGUUAAAUUUAGAAUCUGAAAUGACCACAAGAACAACUUAUGAUACUACGUGCUCAUCAGAAUAGUGCGUGGAACAGCGUGUGGACGCUAAAUCAGCCUUGCGCUGAAGGUCGAGAACUAGCCUUUUCUACGUUACGGACUGAUCCGCGAAAGCCUCUCUUCUGCACAGUACACCGGAUUAUUGGAGAGAGGCGGGGGGCAUGUUGAAGAUAAAUAUGCUCGUCCGAGUAAGGUGGUUGACUUGCUCAUGCUUUUCGUUCAAUUCGAAUUGAAGGUUCUCAUGCUCAAUAAACCUCGAUUACAGGAAGACUAGUUUCUUUGCUGCCGGGAUAGAAGAAAUUUUUUCGUCUCAGUAGCCAAGACGGGUGUCCGAGUCUCCCGGAGACGCGUGCUGGCCUUCGCGGUACCAGCAUGAAAUAGAAAUAAUGAGAUACCAAUUCAGAACGAAGAGCUAAGCUGUGCGCUGUAGCUGGGUUGUAUGCUUUCAUAGGACCAAAGACACCUUUGAGCCAGCGCUGUUUUUCAGUAUUUUGGAGUUGUGGCAAGAAAGCACUAAGUAAAAAACCAAAAACGCCAAAUCAAGCGCAAUCUAGCAGUGAGCUUCGUUUUUUAUAGACCUCUACCCAGCAAAUAAUUGAGUAGAGGUGGAAUUGCGCUCUUGCUUUUGUCCUAGUGAAUAUGCCUAUGACAAAAGCCUGGGUUGAAAAUGUAUAAUCAUGGUAGAUAUCGAACUUAAACAAUGAAAAAUGAAUCGUAUGAACUGUAUAAAACUUUUGGAUCAUGUUGUUUAAUGAAUAGUUAAUAUCGAGAGUGAGACCACACUGUAUAAUUGGAAGACUAGCAUAGAGCACACAGCAAACACGACAUCAUAAUCAUGACUUCCACGGCAUAGAUUGACAUGAAGAUUCAUCAUGAUUGCAUAUUUUUUUAUAAGCAGAGCAACGGUCUAUCUGCUUACUUCGCACAGUGUAUUAUAAUGCAUAGCUCUAAUACUCAUACAUCGAUAUUGUGAACAAUAUGCCAGUCACUCCACCUAGCUUUACUCAGCCCAGCACAGAAGCUCGUGCGUUGAUUUUCAUGUCGAAAAGCAAAAGGUUGUAACUGCUGCCGGGAACGACAUCCAAUUAUUGUGAGAAGCCAACCCUUUACACGGCGCGAUUAUGAUCAAACCGUGACUGAAGGUUUGCUUAGGGUGUACCCCUGAACCUGAUACACCGUAGUAGUACAACAGCGUCUCCUGGUACAUUGCUUCCGUCGUGGUCGCUUUGGAGGUUGCCAGGGUAGCAGCCUGGCUUCGUCUUGGUGAUUUGUCGCGUACUUUCGAUCUGUCUAGCGGUAGGUACGAGUGAAGGUUAUUGUUUUUUAUCGAUGAAGUAUCUAAGCUUCUGUCAUGAUAAGCAUGGAUUACAACGAUCUCAUAAGAAAAAAAGGCAACGGACAACUAUGAGAUCACCUAGCUUCAUAUCUGUUGUAUUUGAAGAAAGAUCAUUAAGAUUUUUACUGUGGGUUAGAGCAGACAGUUGUGGAAAAGGUUGCGGUUCCAUUGGAUCAUGAUAACUCCUGUACAGAUUAUUUACUUUUCGUGGGGUUCUUGCUUGUCUAUUUGAACUUCCUCACGGUGUGGCGUUGUCUUGCCGUGAUGGGGUUCGUUAGACACUGUUGAUCACUUACGAUACGGACUCCUAGCAUGACGCCAAUGGCAAAAGCGAUCUGAUGAAUCCGAAUUAUGAUUUUUGAAUAUAAUGAUUGAUGAGCAGUACCCUUUGUUGAGUCCGCGGUCGCACAUCGCGCCUCAGCGGAAGGGACUCUCGUGAUCAUCAGUCAGGCACAUCAAUCAAUCAAUCAAUCAAUCAAUCAACGUGCGGCCUGAGUCUGCCAGAACAAUAAGAUCGUUGCUUUCCUAAAAGAAUGUAUUUCUAACAAGCUCCUUCGUCGUGGACGAGGCGGGUUGGCGUAAGACUCUACGAGAGUAGCUAUAUACUAAGCGCAGCAGGGCGUUUUCAUCAUCGUGCACGCAGGAAGCAGAGGUCUUAUGAGCAAAAGUCAUGGUGGUGCCGCCGCGCUCGUAUGUGUUUGUUGUUAAAAAACGGGACUGAUUCAUCUAACGAAUCUUUUGUUCUAGAAUGUUAUUUCUUAUGGGCUAAUUCUGUAUAUGUGACAAAAAUGUUUCGCAUACGGACUAAGGAAUAUAAGGACGAAUGAGCUUCUCGUUAUGAAAUUGGCUUAAAAGGUGUUGUGUGCUGUACAUAUUUCAAACAUGAUGAAUGUUGAAU
Amoebophrya sp. A25 is the source of this 7210-nucleotide messenger RNA. NCBI's taxonomy places the organism in Eukaryota, Dinophyceae, Syndiniales, Amoebophryaceae. The record is from the annotation of a GenBank genome assembly.